GGGUGGCCCGGUUGGAGCUGACUUUAACUACGUGCCGCUCUUUGCUGGUGGCCUGAGCCGGGAGGAUGCUUUAUCCAUGCUGUGGGCUGGAGCACCACCAGAGGAGCUUGAUUUGAGAGGCGCCUUCCCAAAGUCCACCCAAGUUGUGGACAAGGUGCUGAAGU
Messenger RNA from Symbiodinium pilosum, 164 nucleotides. NCBI's taxonomy places the organism in Eukaryota, Dinophyceae, Suessiales, Symbiodiniaceae. The record is from the annotation of a GenBank genome assembly.